GUGCGGACUACUAUUACUGGACGUUACAAGUGGUGAUGUCGCAACGUAAAAUAAACAUUUAAUAUUAGGUAGACCUGUGUAACGCUGCACGUAUGGCGUUCUGAAAACUCCAGCGGCACAUCUGCAAAUCUUCGGCGGCACACAGUUUGAGAAACACUGCUCUAGACUCUAUAUUCUAAACUAGAUAUAGAUUCUAUUUCUCUUCUCUAACUCAAACAAUUUUUUGAAGUCUUCCUCUGAGGACACAUAAGUGUGUUGUUGCUUUAAGAAGAGAGCAUUGACCAUUACUUAUAGAUAACGCCACAAGUUGUAAAUCAUCACAAUGUAGAAUAUAGAGGUAGUUCUGGGAAUCUGUCCCUAUCCUUCACUUGAUUAAAAGAGGCUGGUUCAAGAAAAUGACUUUAUUUCCUAUGAAAACGUUGUCUUGGGCUAAGCAGUAAAAACAGAUAAUGAAGAGAAGAGAAUGUAAAGGAUAAGCUGCUGUUAAAAUGGCAUGCGCUUCAGCUAAGCAAGCAGCUCAACCCCAGCAGAAUCAGGUCAAACUAUUUAUAACUUCCUUCAGUGAUGAAUUUUUUGCGGAGAGAGAUAUUCUUCGCAAAGAGAUCAUUCCUGCUUUGAAGUCAUGGUGCGAUGAGAAGAAACUCAGCCUGGUGGAAAAUUUCAUCAAAUGGGGUGGGCGGCAUCCUGAUCAAAGAAAUGUUGCAGAACUAGAGAGGCUUCAGACUAGCAUAGAGAAUUGUUAUUUCUCAAGCAUCAUGCCCAUUUUUAUCAAUAUUACAAGUUCAUCUUUGGGAUGGGUACCACUAUGGGGCGAUUACUCUGAAGAGAUAGUGGAGGACUACCAGGAAGCAUAUGGCCUUCUUUAUGAAGAUUUGGAGCUCUUGUCAUCUGCUUUUAAGGAAGAUAAUUUAAAUUCUGUUUAUUUUAUUAGAGAUGAUACGUUUAUGUUAAGUCUGCCAGAUGAAGAAAGAUUGUGUUUUGCUCAAAGUAGUUCUGCAUCUCAGAAAAUAUGCGCUGACCAUGACAAAAUUUCCCAAAAAUUUCCUCCACAUCGUGUUCUUACGUACACAGUUGAAUAUAUAGGUAUGGACUACAGAAAGAGACCAGUUUUAAAAUUUACGGAUGAUUUCAAGCAAAAGAUUAUAGAUUUUGUACAGCAGAGAAUUGCAUUUGAUUAUUGUGGUGAAGAGAGACCUCUAGCAAGUCAUCCUGAUGAGUAUGCCAAGUUGGCACAUUUAGAAUUUUUACAUUCUAAGGGCAAAUGUGUUUUAGGAAGAGAUAAUCUAGUGCAGCAGAUGGAAAAUUAUAUAGUGAAAGAAGAAAGAGACAUACCAUUGAUACUACUUGGGGCUUCUGGUUCUGGUAAAACCUCAGUGAUUUGUCUGGCAGCGAAAACAAUUUUAAACAAAAUUGAGCAAGGAGAAUUAAAUGCAUUUGGUGAUAAAGUGACCAAAUGGAGAGUGUUUUAUCAUUUUGUUGGGGCAGUGCCUGGAUCAACAUCACUGGAACAAAUGCUAAAAAGAUUAUUGAGAGAAACAGGGAUGACUAAAAAGAACUCCAAUUGUGCCAAAGAUUUAGACUCAGCAGCACAGAUGUGUUGUAGUAUGUUGUCUAAUUUGAAUACUGACCCACUCAUAAUAUUUUUGGAUGCGGCAGAUCAAUUUACCAAAGAGCAUGGAGCUAGAAUCAUCAGCUGGGUACCACGGAAACUUGCUCCCCAGGUUCGACUCAUCAUCUCCAUGGUAACAGAUACAGAAGUUCAUAAGGCAUUAUUCUGCAGAGAAACUAAACCAACUGAGAUUCUUGUCACUCCAUUGGACAAUAAUUCAAAGCAGGGAAUAGUUGAAGAGAUUUUGUACAAACACAGUAAAACAAAACUGACAACUCAACAAAUGAGAUGUUUGCUGGACAAACCUCUGUCAGAAAACCCAUUGUGGUUGACACUGGCCUGCCAGGAGUUGAAGCUAGUGGCAGGUGAGGUAAACAUCUCCACAAAAAUAAGCAAGCUACCUGAUAGUCUGCUGAUGUUGUUUGAUGAGUUACUCCAUAGGCUUGAAACAGAGGAACAAGGAGAUCUUCUAGUUGGCACUCUUUGUUUGUUGGAAGCCUCUGCCGCAGGUCUGAAUGAGACAGAACUCAGACAACUUUUAGCUGAUGACACUAUCAUAAAACCACCCUCACCAUUUGAAGAAAAAGAGGAAACAGAAGGCAGAGAAAAAGAUAGCAACAAAGAGAAAGGAAUGUUAAAUGAGGAGAAGUGGAAGACAGUUUAUCAGACGCUUCAACCUUUUCUUCGUCCCUAUGGAGAUAGCAGAGAGGGUAGACUUGACUUUUAUCAUAGAGCUCUGAGUAAAGCUGUUAGAAAGAGAUAUUUAACUGUUACUCUAGAAGAUGAAACCUCAUCAGGCAAAGCAGAAAAAUCCAGCACAUAUUUCUUUUGGCACUCAAAACUGGCAGACUUUUUUCGCUAUCAUAGUGAUGUGACUCGCAUGGUGGAAGAAUACCCUUACCAUCUGGCAUGCUUAGAUGAUAAGUUUCACCUUGCUCAAUGUUUGUGUGACUGGCGUGUUUUUGAUAGAUUAUAUCAUGAAGAAUACAGCUCACAAUUGAUGGCAUAUUGGCGAAAGGUUGGCCCUAUCUCAGAAAUGAUCUCCAGCUAUGAAGCUGCUCUUAAGGUUUUUGAAGAGGCGGAUUCAGCUAAUGAAGCCGCUGUCUCAUUAAGAUAUGAAAAAGUCUGCAGAGUAACUAUUCAAGCAGGUAAACAUCAGGAUGCUUUGGAGCUUUUGAAAACUGCCAUGAAAAUUGAAGAAAAAGAACUUGAUGCUAGACCUCACAGAAUGGUGGAACUUUAUGCCCUGAUGUCAGAAAUAUAUGAUGAAAAACUGAAGCUCAAUGAUUUUGUAUCAAGAAGCCAGUUACCAGACCUAAGGAAGACCAUACAUUAUGCUAAAAAGUCAAUACAUAUUAGAAAAAGCUUGCCAGGCUCCUAUCAUAAAUUUAAACUAGGAAUGUCUUUGAUGAGGUUAGCUUUCAACAUGAAAAGCUGGGAUGCAUGCGGUGGUGGCUCUGAACUGACUGGUCCUGAUGCUGUAACUGAGGGCAACAAGUACAUUGAUCGGGCAUUGAAAAUAUUUAUGGAGCUAAAUGACAUGGGCCAUUAUGCAGAAGCUUUAAUGACUAAAGGUGUCUUGGCACCUCGUGGAAGUAUGGAACAAUUAAAGCUUUACAAUCAAGCAAUGGAAUUAUGUAUGCAAAUGUAUGGAGAGCUUCACAUACUCACAUCAAGGCUGUAUAUAAAUAUUGGCAUUGUAUAUGAAGAUAAUAAGGAUUACAAAAGAUCUUAUCAGUAUUUUAAAAAAUGGGCUCGUCUCAGUGAAGAAAUCAUGGGCCCAGAUCAUCCAAAGACUUUGAGAGCAAAAGGAGUUCUCCGAGAGUCUCGUUACAGACGGAUUGCCAUGGAGCUUGGAGAAUGGGUAGAUGAUGAUGAACAAUUUCAGGAAGCAGAGGAAGAAGAAGAGCGAUCAGAAUCGUGUGAAAUGGAACACAGCUAUGAUGACACAGUCAACAAUAUUUUGAUAGUAAGCCAAGAUGAAACCACCCUUGAGGCUUCUCAGUCUGGCCAACUUGGCGCAGGAGAUGGCAGAGCUGACACAGCUUCACAGCAAGAUGUAACCUCCCCUCCCCUGUUCAAUAUUGUUCCACUUUUACCUAACUCAUAUCUCAGUUCAACAUCAUACCUUAGCCCUCCAUCUCCAGGCUUAGAACGCAUCCGCACAUCUUCUGACACAAGGUGGCAGAGGAAUCACCCAAGAGAUCCUUCAAGUUAUUCUAGGGCCAGAUUAGAAAGAAGCAAUGCAAUUCGGCGUGGGAAUCCUUUACACAUACAACCGCAAAUCGAUGAUUUACGAGAUCGUGGUGAUAAUUUGCCAAAUUCAUCCCCUCCACCACCAUCUGGCUCUGACAGUAACCAGAGAUCUUCAGCUGAAAGAUUUGAUCUUGUUUAUCAGUUUGAUAAUUUGUUGAGAGAAUUUUCUUUACAGAGAGGUUUGUCCUCAAGGGAUGAUCCAAAUGCAGGGGUCUCCCAGUUCUCUCAGUAUCAUUUCAACAGCCCUUUGUCAACAUUUGAAUCUCAAUCAGAUCUCAAUAGAACACUUUUAAACAGAGUAAAUGAUCAAACACAAAAUGAUGCUCUUGCCUUGGAUGCCAGAAGUGCAUCGUUGGCCCAGGAGACCAGAUACCCAUAUACCCCAGAUGUUGUGUCCGCUCUCAGGGAACAUGAAUCAUUUAACAGGUUUGUCUCCAGAAGUCAUCCAAGCUCUGGGCUCGAACUCUGUGAAAAUAGGUUAGGGCUUACACCCAACAGCUCUGGAGAAAGCAUUGGCCAAGUCUUCGCCAAUGGCUAUGUGCCAUCUGAUGAGGAGAACGAAAAUGAUGAAACUUCUGAUCACGAAGGACAUUCCGACAGUGAAAACUUUUAUGAUGACAAUUUUGAAGACUAUGACGAACAUUACAUUAUAUCAGGUGAUGGGACAAUAAUAGCGGAUGAGUUUGCUACAACUACAGAAGAUGAUGAGGAGAGAGAAAUUAUAGAACUAGGUUUAAGUGAAGAAAUGGACAAUAGAUUUAGUAAUUCAGAUUCCAUUGAAUUACCAGUUGCUAAUAUGGCAGUUGAUAACAGGUUUGUGAGUGAUGAUGACGUUGAAGAACAUGACGAUGAAAAUGAAAGGGAAGAGCUGAAUGACAGUGUAAAUUACCACAGAACAUAGCACAACCUCAAUCACCAUUUUAAAUUUAAUCUUAAGAGCAUUUAUUUAUUUGUUUAGUCACUUAUCCAAACCUCCACAGCCACAUUAUUUACACAUCGUCAUAAAAAUAAAGCCAAGUGAUAUUUAAUUUAUACAUGUAUUUUUUUCCUUUCUGAUUUCCAUAGCUUUGAGAAAUAGUUCAAAAAUAUUUUUCAUUUUUUUUAAAAUAUGAUAUCAAUUCAUAAUUUGUGUGGGAUACUUUUGUUUUCUUUUGUACAUAAAUCUCUUGUGUUUUAAAAACUAUGUGUGAUACUUUUAUUGAUCCCUUUUAGUGCAUAGCAAUCACAUAUCUCAUUUGUUUCACAUGUAGAAUUAUUGGAUGCCCGAUUGAUGAAAUAAAAACAAAAUCAGUAUUAAAUGAGCUUGUUGUAUUUUACAAGCUGAAUUCAUGGAUGAAAAUAAAUGGAGUGAAAAUGUGCUGUCUGAAAAUCAUUUUGUAUUUAAUUUUGAUUACAAAAAACAAAAAGACAAGUUAUCAAGUUAAAAGAAAAACAAUCUCCAUGUAUUUUUUAAUCAAAUAAAGUAAAGAUUACCCUGUUAGUUAACAAUGAAAAUGAAAUACUAAUACUACUGGGAAUUUGUAGAAGUAGAAUUUUGUUGACAUUUUUGAGUUAUCCCCCAACUCAUCAUCAUUUCAUCUCUGCCUGUGGUCCCUUCCUCCAGGCAUCUCGGUUCUGGGCGAGUCUCUCCAACUGUCCCCACGUCUUGCCCAUCUGCUUGGUAUCUGCUUCCAAAUCGCGGAGCUAUAUAUUCCUGGGCCUUCUCCUCUUUCCUUGGGGGUUCCAGCCUAGGGCUUGCCUUGUUAUGAUGGAUGCAGGCUUGCGAAAGAAAAAAGACAAAGAUCCCCCGACUAGAUUUAUUUAAUUGAUAGCUCAUUAUCUUUUGUUGGUGAGAGUUUAGGCAGUCAACUGCUGUGCUGUCCUCAUUAGGCAUAAUAAGAAAAAAUUAACUGCACUUAAUCUUCCUGAUAGAUCUUAAGACUUUAUUUUCUCUAUCUUCACUACCAUUUAUCAUUACAAAGAAAAAGGUACAUGUAACUAACUUUUGUAUGUGUUGCAAGUUAUGUCAAUUAGAUUGUAAUAUUAUCUACUCAAACAACAGAAAUUAUUAAAUGUCAAUACUAAAGAUUUUGACCUAGAAAAAUGCUAUAAAUGUUUUAUUUUCAAAACAGUAAUAUUUUUUUAUUUUCUUCAAUCUUUUGAUAUGGCACCCAUCAUAGUCAACUAUUCGAUGUUUAGUUACUUUUCCUACUUCAAAAUACAUAAACUGUUGCUUAAUAUUUGUUUCAUUCCAAAACAUGAAAAAACAAUUUGAUUGUUGCAAAAUUAAUUUUAUGUGUUGAGUUGAAAAAAUAAAAAGGAUAACCUUAUUAACAACGAAAUCAUACUAGAAAAAUGAUGGUUGUGACUUAUCUUUUAAUAUAUCUAUAUACAUGUUCCCGGUAGGAAAAAAAUGUGUAUUUGAAAAAUUAGACCUACAUUCAUUUCCAUUUUUUUUAAAUUGACAAAGUUUCAUACAAAUAUUAGAUUAGUUACUCAAUGCUAUGAUAAUUGAAACUUUCAUGUUACAGUACAUACUUUAUUUAUGCCAAUAUUGUUUACUUAUUUUAAUUCAUUGUUUACUAUUUCCUUUUUCUUUUAGAUCUAGUCAUAAAUAAUAGUAUUAAAGAGAUUAUUGAA
Molecule: messenger RNA, 6484 nt
Organism: Biomphalaria glabrata
Lineage: Eukaryota; Metazoa; Mollusca; Gastropoda; Planorbidae
Exons: 26
Coding region: 489-4766 (1425 amino acids)
Cellular component (GO): Cul4-RING E3 ubiquitin ligase complex
Molecular function (GO): protein binding
Source: RefSeq, a predicted model, not a curated record